Molecule: messenger RNA, 985 nt
Organism: Populus trichocarpa (black cottonwood)
Lineage: Eukaryota; Viridiplantae; Streptophyta; Magnoliopsida; Malpighiales; Salicaceae
Product: cell division topological specificity factor homolog, chloroplastic
Exons: 2
Coding region: 155-835 (226 amino acids)
Biological process (GO): cell division; regulation of division septum assembly; chloroplast fission
Source: RefSeq, a predicted model, not a curated record
CCGUCGUUGGAACAGGUAAAUAAUAUAUCACUCCACCCCAGGAAGGCAGCGUGAAACAGAAUUGCCACUCCGCGAGCAAAAACAUAGCAGCGAGACGGUGUAGGUGCGAGCGCCAGAGAGAGAGAGAGAGGAAAGAGAGCUUACAAUAUCGGAAAUGGCGAUAUCAGGAGAUCUGAGGGUCUCAGCGACACUGGCCUCUUACUCUAAACACCUUCUAUGCUCUUUGCCUCCCUCGAAUUCCAAGGUAGAGUUCCUAGGCUUCCUCAAUGGAGGAUGUGGCACUUCCCAAAACAUGCUCAAGUGGCCUGGCUUUAAAAUACACGGUCACUUUAAACGAUCUGCUGGGAUUGCUGAAGAUUACCAACUGUCCUCAACUGCAAUUAAUCAAGAAGCUGAAAGCCUGCUCCUAAGUGCCGUAAACAUGAGCUUCUUUGAGCGUUUAAACUUGGCUUGGAGGAUAAUAUUCCCUUCACCAACUCAAAGAAAGAGCUCAAAUGCAAGGAUUGCCAAACAGCGUCUGAAGAUGAUUCUCUUCUCUGACAGAUGUGCAGUUAGUGAUGAGGCAAAACGGAAAAUUGUGAACAACGUUGUGCAUGCUCUAUCAGAAUUCGUGGAGAUAGAAUCACAGGAUAAAGUUCAGCUGAGUGUCACAACUGAUACAGAUCUUGGGACGGUGUACUCUGUGACAGUGCCUGUACAUCGGGUGAAGCCAGGAUAUCAGGAAGAAGAAGAAAGUGGAUCAAUAACAAACAUCGAGUACAAAGAUACUGGAGAAACUUCUGCUUCUGUUGAUGUUCGGUUUGAUUUCUACAUCCCAGAUGAAAGAACACGAUGAAUUGUAAGCUUAAAUUUAAACAGAGGAGGGUUUGGCUAGUAUCAAAACUUUUAUCUUUUUCAUAUUUGGACCUUUAGCCACGAAGAUAAUCUCACUCCUAUGUAUAUGUGAAACUCCUGUUGAGUGGUUGAAGAUUUUUCUCUUUUUGAA